Messenger RNA from Suillus clintonianus, 2835 nucleotides. RefSeq lists its product as uncharacterized. The record is from RefSeq and is a predicted model, not a curated record. The transcript is spliced from 9 exons. Bases 1 to 2835 code for a protein of 944 amino acids. Lineage: Eukaryota; Fungi; Basidiomycota; Agaricomycetes; Boletales; Suillaceae.
AUGCCCCCCAGUCGCAAUUCUCUGGGCGGGGUUUCAAGACGAUGCGUUGUUCAUGUUGGUGGCGGGGGCAAAGCCAAAACAUUGCGUGCUGGAGCCAUUCGCGAACGUCAACAGGACGCCCGUGAAAUUCGCUCUGCUCUCCUCAAAGAACUUCCUUUGGUGGAGCGUGAGCGUUUGCUAAGCGCAGAGAGUGGUGGACCAAGCAUGUCGUCGCAAGUACCGUCGGACAAUUUCGACCUCACCGACUUCUCCGCCUAUUUCAUGGAUGUAGACUCUAUGGUCCCUCCUCCUGGUGAGGAAGGGUUCUCAGUAAGUCAUGCUGGAGACGAAAUUUCGCUGUACCGGGAGCUUGAGACUAUUACAAUGACAAAGACACGACGACUUGACACCCGCAAUCGCAGCGGACGGAUUGCACACCUCGUAGCGGAGUGGGCCUCACAAUACGACGAUCUCACCAAUGCUUUUCUGACGUACAAGCAAAACUGCACUCCACCUCCACUCUCUGACAACGAGGCAGAGAAUUUUUCAAUUGAAGUUGUUGAUCUUUUUGGCAGCUCGCCUACUCGCCCAACGGUUGCGAUUACCAUCCGUACCCUUGACGUGUUCCGACAAAGUCAUCGGGUAUGCCCAAGGUUUAGCAUCCACGCUGCCGCGAAGAUGCUUUGUUUCAUGCAUAACCUUUGUUAUCGUCGGCACCUAGCCGAACAGAUGCGCACUGCAUUCGACGUGUAUCUCGAAAUACAUCGUCGCAUCAAUAGCCGACUCGACAAGUUCCUUGGACGUGACACAGAGAACUGGCGCAUGCUGAAUUCUUGUCCAGCUUGCCAAUACAAGCUGGUCAAUGAGCCGACUCUGGACUUCUCGAUUCUGUGCGCAUGUGAUGGGAACAACUCAGCCAAACUGGUUGAUCCCGCAGUACGUAGCGGUGAGGAACGUCUUGACCCUCGCUCAGGGCUAUCAUCCAUCUGGCUCACGGAGUCAUAUGUUGACCAAUUUAAGGAUGAAGUCCGAUCUGCGCGGGCACGUCAAGCUAGGCAACCUGCUCGGCAACAACCUAGUGACCCUGACGAUCCGUGGAUAGACGAACCGGACUCGAACGAUUCUGCAGAGCCACCCACCAUAUGCGUUGACCGCUGGCGUAAUGCAGCGCCCGAAUCACGCAAGAAGAUGUUUGCUAUAUUCAAGAAGUCAGGGAUUUUUGUCACAGUAUGCUGGCACGGGUUUCUCCUUACAAUUUGCGAUAUGGUCCGAAGCGGCGAAUUGAUGAAAUACCCGAUUGCUAGUGUGAAGAAGCUUAUGGACGUCUUUGGCAGCAAUAUUCUUUACGGGUAUGAUAUCAAAUGCGCCUUCGAAAAGAUUAUACAACGGAGUUCGCUCGCUGACGAUGCAAAACGCUUAAACCUGCAGGGUGUUGUGCCCGCCUUCCACGGACACGCCCACAACCGACUUUGCCAAGUUGAGCAUCAUUCGAAGUAUAAAGUCGGUGCGGGGAAGGAGGAUUUCGAGACCUGUGAACGGGUCUUCUCUGAAUCUAAUGCACUUGCAGCCCAAAUUCGCAACGCCACCGAUUUUCACCGUCACCAAGCGCUUGACGAACAUUUCGCCUUUGCCGAUUUGGACAAAUUUGCAGCCCUAUCUGACUUCAUCUAUAAUAAUUACGUCCAAGCGCUGACAAUCAUCUCUACGACAAGCAUAUUCCUCGCCAACUUCCACGCAUCAAAUGCCACCAUCAAGCCCAACUUCGAAGAUGAUCUUAAGGAUGAGCACCAAGUUUUACAACGCCUCGCUCGCAAGAAGGAAGAAUCCACCGUGGAAGUUGACUAUGUAAGAGCAUUGAAUGAGUAUGACGAAGCCCAGCGUUCAUAUGAAUCUGCGCGUGUGGCGUUCAGCGAGCUCGAUUUACGCCUCAAUUAUUCUACGAAGGAAUCUGGCGACAUACACCGCCGUCAUGCGAAUGCUACUAACAAACGUGAUCAGAAACUGGAGAUUGUCACGCAUUACGAACAUCAAAUGGCGCUGGACUCGAGAUGGGGUCCAGACCACCCCGAACGGAUGAAGGCACAGUCACGCAUUACCAAUCGGCUCUUCCACAAGGCUGUAGAUGACGUUGAACGCCUUGUCGUCAUGCGUCUGCUUGAGUUGACUAAGCUACAAAUGAGUGGUCUAGGUUACAAGCUUCGCACUCAAAUCUCCAAGGCACUCAAGAGUCGUGCGAAUGCAAUUCGAAACGCCCUUACUCGAUACAACAAAUACGGCGCUCUCCUAAGCCCUCCCCGCCCCCCAUUACAAUGGGACCAGAUUGUAGAGUAUUCUUUCCUUGCCGAAUUUGACUUGUUACGGGAAACAGAUGGGGAGAUCCAGUCAAAGAGUUGGGCCAACCCAUCUUACCGACACGCGUCCACGCAAUAUUUUGAGCACCAACGUGCUAAUGAAGAGAUUCGUCGGCUGGAUGUCGAGCUCGGACGUUUACUCACAAAGAUGCGAGAUGAUGCCGUUGAUUACCCCCAUGCCAUCGCACAACUUCAGUCCAGUGACCCACCCCUUGCAGCCGAACUCCAGCGUCGCUGGACACAGCUUCGGUCCGUCAACGCACGUCACAUUUGGCGCAUCCAGCAAAUCAUGCAGCUUCCUGGUUACAGUGGGCCAAAGAACCCUGGCAGUCGUGUAGGUCGGAUUGACGUUGCGUGUGCCUCUCCCUACGAAGCUGUGCCACAUGAACAGGAUAGAGAGGAGGGAGACGGAGACAAUGUAGAGCUUGAGCAACAGCUGGAAGACGUACAAGCUUACAUCGAGGGACUUGAUCAUCACCGUGUAGACUCAGAAUCCGCAGAAUAG